Porites lobata is the source of this 3075-nucleotide messenger RNA. The record is from the annotation of a GenBank genome assembly. Lineage: Eukaryota; Metazoa; Cnidaria; Anthozoa; Scleractinia; Poritidae.
AUGUUCGAACUUACUGGAAGGUCCAGACGCCAUCUAGAAGCCAUUCGUGACGAGGGUCCAUGUUCUGUUCGUCCCAUGACAGUAGAUGUCAGGCGACAUCUUGGUUGGAACGAUGUCCUCGUUCCCCGCGUCUUCGAGUCAUUCCGGUGUGGAGGUGAAUGCAAAUUCCCGUUGGAUACAAGUGUAAGUAAUUUUUGCUUUCAGCAAAAUAUUACAAAUUGUCCUUUCUUGAACACACUGGUUUAGAGCGAAACAAAGCUACUCUCUCCUUGCAGUAGGUAGUGUGAGUGAAACGCUCGUGCGUGCUUCCUUUUGUACCUUCGGCAUGCAAGUCUUAGAAGUACCUCCUCCGUCUCCUUAGCUUGAGUUACAGCAUCUCUUGUGGGUGAACGACUUUUAUGUAUCUCAAUGAUAAAGGAGAAUGUGGUUGAGUACUCGGUCCCCAGGGCUCCACUUAAGGUGGCUCGACUGGAUUUUUUUGGGAGGAUACCUCCCAAGUUUGAGCAUAAACUACGUCGCCGUGAGUAAAGAUAUGGGAAGAAGAUUACCACAACUGUAUUAUAUAAAGAUGAAAAUUUCUUAUGAUCUGGGUUUUAUUGCAAUCGGAGUCACCAUGGGAACGUAACGACGCCAUUACGUUUUUUUAUUUAUCUUUGUGUUUCUCUGUACCGGGAGUUUUUUUAAAGAAAUCGCUUAAGGGAGUUUGUAACUGCCAUAAUUACCUCAAUUAUGUCAAAGUUUGAACAAAUUCUAUGAGAGCGUUUUCGAAAUAUUUUGAAACGAAGUUUUAAGCAUCAUGAAAACAAUGAAAUAGCAAGCUAUCCACACAAUUAGCUAAAUUUUUAAGAAAAUGAUGAGCUUUGGAAACGCGGCUUCAUCUUAUAAUGGUUUGAUUCCAUUGACAACUGCGUACAAGAAAUGAGGGCAAUUGCUCUGGGCGAUCGCGAGCAAGAAGAAUUUUAUUAACUUGCAUUCAGCUGCUUUUGUUACAGUUUUUGCACGUAAUUUUGUCUAUGCCUACAAUUUUCGCAUUUUUCAAAUAACCGCUCGAUAAAUUUUAAUAUAAAUUUGACAAUCCCGAGAUCAAUUGCCAGUAAAUAUACCCUGCAAGUUUCAAGAACAUUGAAAGCAGAGAAGGCUUUUAAAUAGGGCCUCAAAUAUGACCAAUUUUCCCCCAGGUUUGAUGUUUUCAAGUGAGCGUCCUCAUUAUUCACUGGCAUUGUUUCCAAGUUUCAUAUACACGUGCACAUUUAGCAAAAAGAAAUAAAUUUGCAUCAAAAAGAACUCUCGAUUACGUUCGGAAGAAAUAUCCAGAAUAUGCUAAUAAUUAGCUUGAGUCACAGAUAGCACUGAGAGCCGAGACGGUGAACGUCACGGCUCAUCGUGUAGGAUCCAAUACUUAGUUAUCUUACUCGGGUUAUAACAUCACAAACUCUUACAAAGAGUUGCUGUGAUGUUACAUUAUAUCACUGUUUUCUUUACCCGAUUAUUAGCAUACUCGGGAGAUUUAACCGAGGGUCCUUUUUGAUGCAAAUUCUAUCUUUUUGAUAAAUGUGCAAGUGCAUAUGAAACUUGGAAACAAUGCCAGUGAAUAAUGAGGACGCUCACUUGUAAACACAAAAUCUGGUGGAAAAAUUGGUUAUAGUUGCGGCCCUAUUUAAAAGCCUUCUCUGUUUUCAAUGUUCCUAAAACUUGCAGGGUAUAUUUAUAGACGAUUGAUCUCGAGAUUGUCAAAUUUAUAAGAAAAUUUAUGGAGCGGUUUUAUGAAAAAGGCGAAAUUUGUAGGCAUGGACCAAAUUACGUGCAAAAACUGUAACAAAAGCAGCUGAUUGCAAGUUACUAAAAUUCUUCUUACUCGCGAUCGCCCGGAGUAAUUCUCCUCUAUUUUUGUACGCAGUUUUCAAUGGAGUCAAACCACAAUGAGAUGAAGCCGCGUUUCCCAAGCUUAUCAUUGUCUUAAAAAUUUAGCUAAUUGUGUGGAUAGCAUGCUAUUUCACUGUUUUUAUGAUGCUUAAAACUUCGUUUAAAAAUAUAUCAAAAACGCUCUCAUAGAAUUUGUUCAAAAUUUGCCGUAAUUGAGGCAAUUAUGGCAGGUACAAACUCCCUUAAGCGAUUUCUUAAAAAAACUCUUGGUACAGAGAAACACAAAGAUAAAUAAAAAACGUAAUGGCGUCGUUACGUUGCUAUGGCGACUCCGAUUGCAAUAAAACCCAGAUCAUAAGAAAUUUUCAUCUUUAUAUAAUACAGUUGUGGUAAUCUUUUUCCCAUAUCUUUAUUCAUGGCGACGUAGUUAAUGCUCAAACUUGGGAGGUAUCCCCCCAAAAAAAUCCAGUCGAGCCACCUUAAGAAAGCAGUCAAAACCAUGGGGAAAAUUGACCAAUAACAACGCGGGCUCGAGUAUUGGAGGUUCAUUCUUUGGCCCUCUAUUACAAUUUUCCCCAUGGUAAAGUACCCCUUUUGAACGCUUUUAUAGUUAGGGAUAUGUAUACAUGAUCAGUAGAAAGAUUAUUUGUACCACGUGACCAAAUUUUCAAUUUACUUAUCGUUUACUGUUCAUUAUAACUACACGAAAAUCGGUAGAUUCACGCCAAUUCUAUCCAUACAAUUGUCUUAAGCUGUUUUUAUCUGUUCAUUUCUCAUUUUGAAAAUCUCACAUUUGCCGUUUGCCGUAAACCCGAUGCUUAAUCUCUUCAGUAGUAUCUAAGCAUGGCAUGUUUGUGGGGUCGUGUACUAGUCACCGAUCCAUGUGCUUGGACGGGGAAACCUGCAAGUUUGUUAACGCUUCUCUGUUUUGAAACGAUAUUAAAAGAUCUUAUUAAAAAUAGGACUGUCACAUUUUUUUUAUGCUUAAGAAGCUUUAAGAGAGAGCAUUCAACUAUUUUCUAGGUAAAUCCAAGCGAACACGCCAUUUUGCGAACAAUCUUACACUCAUCUGGACUGGAUCAAGGUGCCGGAGAGCCGUGCUGCGUACCGAUAAAACUGCGCGGUGUAAGCAUGUUCGAAGAGGAUUCGCAGGGUCACAUUGAGCUGAAAACCUACCAAGGAGCGAUUGUUGAGGAAUGUGGAUGUCGCUAA